Molecule: messenger RNA, 3948 nt
Organism: Syngnathus typhle (broad-nosed pipefish)
Lineage: Eukaryota; Metazoa; Chordata; Actinopteri; Syngnathiformes; Syngnathidae
Product: fibroblast growth factor 12-like
Exons: 5
Coding region: 1209-2000 (263 amino acids)
Biological process (GO): positive regulation of gene expression; animal organ morphogenesis; positive regulation of cell population proliferation
Cellular component (GO): cytoplasm
Molecular function (GO): growth factor activity; fibroblast growth factor receptor binding
Source: RefSeq, a predicted model, not a curated record
CUUGUUUUACAUUUGAUUAUUUUUCACAUUAAAAAAAAAAUCAACUUAAUGAAGACCUCAAAGACAUCUUGGAAGUGUUUUCAAAGGCGUCCCCCAACGUGAAAUCUCAGGAGUAUGUCUUUGGUGCAGCCUCUGAGGAGAACAAAAUUGCUUGUGCUGCAUCCACCUUUUUUCAUUCUUUAAGUUUCUGAAUCACGCCGCUGCAUCGGAGUGGAAUGGAUUCCUUUACAUUCUCAACAAACUGAAAUUUUUUUUUUUCACUAAGAGUCGGCAUAUGUGUGGAUGGAGAGAAACGUUGUGAUGUGGGAGCAACAUGAAACAUCAGGCUGACUAUUUUUAGGAGCUUCUUCCACACCUCCACCUCCCUCCCCUCUCUCUCUCUGUCUCUCUCUCUCUCUCACACCCUUCUUCUCUCGAAAUCCCGCCACAUUCGGCGACAUUCAGCCGGCGACGAGGACCGAAGCCGAUGGAGCGUCCGGACCGUGUCCACAUUUUGGAUUCUCUCUCAUCGCCAUCAACUUGUGACUUGCCGCAUUGUGCCGGUUGAAGUUGAAGCCGCGGAAAAACCUCCUGGCAGGCAUGUCGAAGCGCUUGCUGCUAUCCUCAUGAAUAUUUAUGGGGAAAGCUAAAGCGGAGCUUCAGUUUUUUUUUCAUUAUUUUAUUUUUUUGUGCGGUGCAUCUUCUUUGUGCCCGCGGGAGAUAGCUACCAAGGAUGCAUCGUAACUAUGGCGUCCCUAAACUUGGAUGAAGGCAAGUUUUUACACUUCACUCCCGCUCAUCCGUUAUUAUUUUCGUGCUUUUCACCUUCGUUAUUGUCGGAUGUAACUCCAGCGGAUUCAGAUAUGGCCAACGCGUUCGAUUCUUCAUCAUCGGAAGAAAUCAUAAUUUAGUUUUGAUUGAGGAAAGAAACAAUUCGGAAGUUUCUGGCUGAAGCGGUCGCAGAUGAUGUCCAUUUUUUACCAAGAAGCUCAAUCGUCAUCUGGAUUGGAAAUCAAAAUCAGUCAUCGAGGAUCCUCAAUACGACACUCUUUGCCGUAAAAAAAAAAAACCCUCACAUCGUCAUCUGGAAUGAAACCCAAGCCUAAAGAGUUGCCAUCAAGGAUUCUUCAGAACUUCCUCCGACGCUGUGACAGCAGUGGACAUUUCAGCCCCUCUGACAUGACGCCCGUCCCGGACUGAAAAACCAUUUCGGGGGCCUAACGGGGGCGAUGGCGGCGGCCAUCGCCAGCUCCCUGAUCCGACAGAAGCGUCAGGCCCGCGAGUCCAACAGCGAGAAGGUCACCAGCAACAAGAGGCGCUCCAGUCCCACCAAAGAGCCCCGAGGCUUCAGGCACAUCUUUAGCGUCUUUAGCAAAGUCCGCUUCUGCAGCAGCGGUGGCAAGAAGAAACCGGUGCGACGGAAACCAGAGCCGCAACUGAAGGGCAUCGUGACGCGUCUCUUCAGCGAGCAGGGCUUCUUCCUGCAGAUGCAACCCGAUGGAACCAUCAGCGGGAACAAGGAUGAGAACAGCGACAACACUCUCUUCAACUUGAUCCCGGUCGGUCUACGGGUGGUGGCCAUGCAAGGCGUCAAGGCGGGACUCUACAUGGCCAUGAACGCAGAGGGCUUCCUUUACACGUCGGAUAUCUUCACGGCCGAGUGCAAGUUCAAAGAGUCGGUGUUUGAGAACUACUACGUCAUCUACUCGUCCACGCUGUACCGGCAGCACGAGUCGGGCCGGGCCUGGUUCCUGGGCCUUAACAAGGAGGGCGUCAUCAUGAAAGGCAACCGUGUCAAGAAAACCAAACCCUGCUCGCACUUUGUGCCCAGACCCAUCGAAGUGUGCAUGUACAAGGAGCCGUCACUGCACGAGCUGGAGGAGAAGCUGCUCAAGUCCUCGCGGAGUCCCACCAUUAACGGCGACGAGCAAGGCCGGAGUCCCCAGAGAGCCAUGGCGGGUCAAGACGGGCAGCGGGAAGACGACGACGACGAGGACUUCACAGAGCGGGAGGGCUCGUAGCCUGCAGCGCCCCCCGCUGGAGAACUCCCAUAUAACACUCCCCACUGUUCCGCACCAACCGACAACCAUGACGAUGGAAACGCCAACCCAAACAAGCCGAAAAAAAGAAGCGGGAAAAAAAAGGGCAAGAAUCCUCUUUCAAUCUUCUUUUGGUGAUGACGAUGUACAUUUUAUGCAAAAGGCCCGGAGGCUAGCACAUCUACUCUUCAUCGUCAUCGUUACCGUGACGACAAAGCGUCCCCCUUCCCCCGAGUCGGUCGAGCGCCGAGAACUCCAAAGCUUUAAGCCAUGUAGAAACGUCACCAUUAUCAUUGUACGCUUUUUUUUCUCUCUAGCAAUGCAAACACUUGUGCACUUUCACACUUAAGCUUUUUGUGUUGCCACAUCGCAGCCUAUAAUUUGAAUUGAGGAAAGGUUAAUGCAAGUGUGUGCGUGCCCUGACGAGAAGAACUUGUCCACAUUGUUUGGUCAUCAUUCAGAUGUUAAACUCGCAGGCUGCGGUUUGACUUAACUUUCUGUUUGUAAAACGUAACGCUGCCAAAGUACGCCAUUAAGAUCCAGACAACUUCCCUGUAUCUCAUAUCAAGCAUGUUUUAUUUUGCUAAUAUUUCAUCCGGGUCGUCCGCGUCACUCGCUUCCCGAAUGAAUGUUCCGUAGAGUGGAUGGCGUUGCAGUGUGCAUGCUAGGCUACUAGUUGAAUCCAUUAAGCUAGCAGAUGAGUCUGCGUGCACUCGACACCCCUUUUAUUUGUUUUUAUUCCCCUUGUGGGCUGGAUUCUGAUCGGUUCAAAUCAAACCAAGAGAGGAAAAAAAAGACAGUUUUGAGCGUAAAUGCGUGCAAGCCAAUCGUCGAAAAAUCUUUAGGGCCUUGUAAUAGUAUUUCCAGUACAUGGAACUUAAGCAGAAUAUCAAGGAUAUGGAAUUAAUGCACUUAAAUCCAUUUUAUGAUCACGACACUCAAGUCUUAAAAUUGAUUGAAGCAAAUUAGUUCUAUUUAAAACAUUCUUUGUAAUAUAAUAUGUUGGGUUUCUCUUUCAAAAAAUCUGUGAAUUCAUUAGGAAAAAUAUAAUAAUCAUUUGACAUAGAAAAAAAUAUCCCAAAUCGAGUUAGUUCUCAUGUAAAACACAAAUUUAAAAAUAAUCAUGGAAAUUUAAUUUUGAUUGAUUUUCUGAUGGAAAUAUUUUCCUCCCAUUAGUCCGCCUGCCUCUGACGCAAAAACGUUCUUUUUUUUUUUUUUUUCUUCGCAAAUGAAGUGUCCAUCCACCCCGACAGCUGAAUUGUGAUGCAUGCUUGCUUUGUCGUUUUGUCUGUGGGAACACUGAUGCGCGGCAACGGACCAAUCACCAUCUACGUCUCACUGCCUCGAAGAAAGUCUUCCAAUCAGAGUUUUUGAGCAUCAUUUAAGAACGUCAGACGCUUUUGAAUCAUCUCUGACUAGUCGCGCCCUUUUGAGGGUUGCAAAAUCAAUGUUGGAAAUUAUUCAUGAGAAUAAAGCAGAUGUCAAGCAAGUACGAGUACAACUCGACUAAUUUACACGAUUUUUCAAUCGCAAGAUUACAAGUGGCGAGCGGUUUAUCUGAAGCUUCCUAAUUUUGUGAAAAAUCUAAAAUGUAAAUUUGGUGUACUCGUUAGUCAAGGUUAUCACGAGAGUGUCUUAAUAUUGCUUUGUGUUCUCCAGUCGGAACAAACUUGCUCACUUUAAAUCAUUUUAGCCGUUGAAAUGAUCGGAAAAGGAAAGAAAAAACGAGCCACCAGAGAGAGCCGCUCGACCAUGUUGAACCGUUGUUGAACCUGCCGCAGCCUUUUUUUUUUCUUUUGCGUUCUUGUUUGUGUUUGCUGAUGUUUCUGCUUAUUCCAGACACACUCAUCAUGUAGUAGAAAAUAUCGCAAUUACUCAGCAGCAGGAUGAAAAGAUGAUGGAAAAAUAAAAAGGAAUGAUACAACAAUUA